Saccostrea cuccullata (small rock oyster) is the source of this 5408-nucleotide messenger RNA. RefSeq lists its product as uncharacterized. Gene Ontology annotation, molecular function: adenylate cyclase inhibiting G protein-coupled glutamate receptor activity. Bases 1336 to 5370 code for a protein of 1344 amino acids. The record is from RefSeq and is a predicted model, not a curated record. Gene Ontology annotation, cellular component: plasma membrane. The transcript has 7 exons. Gene Ontology annotation, biological process: G protein-coupled glutamate receptor signaling pathway; regulation of synaptic transmission, glutamatergic. NCBI's taxonomy places the organism in Eukaryota, Metazoa, Mollusca, Bivalvia, Ostreida, Ostreidae.
AGAUAUAAAUUCAAGAUAAACUCGACUAGAAAUUUAAAGGUAAUGAAAAAGAAUGUCAAAAAUGGAAUGUUGUGUGAAGUGUGCGAUGUGUUGACACUUAAAUGUCUUGAUACGCUCCCCUGUCACGCUUGACUGAUCAGUUAUGAAUGCAUAUAUGGAUGAUUGCUUUAUUCUACGGAAUGCAAUCCUUUUCAACUUCACGGAUGACCUAUUCUCAGGGGAAAAAGAUGAUCGCGAAGUGAAGUCUGAAGCAACACACGUCUGUAAUUUCUGAAGUUCAAUAUAUUGAUCCGACCCUACAACAGGUGGCAGGACAAGACUUACCUGUUGUUUACAAAAUGUUAUCUACCUGUAUAUAGCGAGAGUGGCGAUAUGAUGACAUCUUUUUUGUUGUCAUUUUAAAAUGUUGCUUUGUUUUGGCGUUGAGGAUGAGUGAUUUCAGCAGAAGGUACAGAGACCGCGCGUAAGAUAUAAUGAUCCUGUAAUGAUGGACCCGUGACCUCGUGUUUGGCAGACGAUCAGUCUGAUUCCGUCCUGUUUAGUGUAUCUUAACUGUUUCUUCUGUGAUGUCCAGUACUUGUAGACAGACAAUGGUCACAAGAACGCGGAUCUAAGGAAGUAAUUUAUGACAUAUACUGGAUUGGGUGUAUAUAUGUAUAACAAAUAUUGGAUCGUGUGUGUGUUGUUAUUAAUUAAUGAGCUAAAGAUGGAGUUAAUUAAAUGGCCUUGUGUUUACAUAAUAGUCUGAGGUCUUUUUAAAACGUAAACAAGAGAGUCGAUCUUCUUAUUCGCAGUUUGUCCUUUCUUGUACUCGGUAGGAACCCAGGUUUUUCGUAUUUGGAUUCUAACACUGAGUACCUGUGUGUUCGGUUCUACUGUGUUACACGUUUUGUGCUUCUCGGUACUGUCAAUGUGAAAUCGGAUUAACUUCUGUGUGUAUACUGUCAGAUAAUUAAACUGUGUCUUCUGAAUUCUUGUACGUAUUGAUGUAAUAAUUAGACAUGUCACAAUACGAGUACUCAAUUGCACAAGUCAUGGGUAUGGAUUAUAUCUUACAUAGUACGAGGACAAAAUGAAAAUAUCCCUGUAAUUUAUCUUUGAGAGUAACUGUUAAUGACAGCUCCUCCUGACAACAAAAGACUACCGCAAAUAUGAGAGGGACUUAUUCCAAUGCGUUAAGGAAGAAAUGUGACAAAUGAUUGUUGAAAUAAAGGAUGGUGUACGUUGUAUUUAGAUUGUAUUAACUGUAUCCCAAGUAAUGCGGAAGCGAUAAGUACAACGUCCAUCCCAGUAAAACAUUGGGAUGAGAUUUUUACCGAGAGAGAUUCUUAAUUGAUGCACACUAUGACGCAAUUCCUUUUGUUCGUUCUUAUUUUCCUGGUUUGUUUUGUGUUUGUCCCAGUAUCCUGUUACCAGCAAUGUCAUGCGAAUCCUCUGGUUAUAAAUCCCACUGCGCAGGUGCGGUUUGCCGUAGUGAGCAGCAUCCGCCAGAGCACGAGGACGGAGGAAUGUUAUAAAGUAUCCCAGAAUGCAGUUCAAUACUUGGCUGCAAUAGAAUGGGCCGUCAAUGUCAUCAACUCUGCAGGUUAUCUGAAGAUUCUGUCUUUAGGAUUUGAUAUAUAUGACGAUUGUGGCUUAGAUAGGCUCAGCACAUACAGCGCAAUGAAUGCAGUCAGUGCAGAAUUCCCAUCUUUGCUGACCAGUUGUGGUAGCAAUAGGACUAUUCCCAACUUAGGCAUCCUUGGUACGUCAAGGAGUCAGACGUCCUCCAGCAUUGUAAAGCUACUGGACGGAACCAAAAUACCCAUGCUGAGCCCCUUUGCUUCUCUCCCGGAGCUCAGCAACUAUGACAACUUCUUGCGGACAACACCCAGUGACACAGAACAGGUCAAGGCAAUUGUUCAGUUGCUUUUGGAGCUGAGAUGGACGUAUGUGGCCGCUAUACAUACAAAUGACAAUUAUGGUUUCAGUGGGAUAAAUGAAAUUAAGGCUUUAGCAAAGUCUCAUAACAUUUGUGUUGAUGUCGUGGUAAGUGUAGGGUCCUCCGAAGAUUUCAGCUCGGAUAUUACAAGACAAAACUUGUAUAACAACCUAGAGCAACAGCAGAAUCGUGCUGAAAAUAAAAGACUAGGUGUCAUCUACUUUGGAAACAAGAAUGUGAUCAAAUCACUAUUGAGUCGAUUUCGAUUGGAUAACAAAUUCAGUGAGUUGAUUUGGAUAAUGACAGAUUUUGUUGGAAGAAGUGAAGACGUUUUCAGUGCAUUUGAGGAUGUUUCUAGUGGUUACAUAUCUGUUUCCUCAGCCUCGACGUCAGUCAUAGGGGCCAGAAAUCACUAUGAAGAAAAAUGGCGGAAUAAGAACUCAGCUUCCAGUGAUCCAAUCGAGAGAUUGUUGAAUGAAGUUGGAAACGAGGCUCAGGAGAGUUACCGACUGGACUAUGUUCGCCCUGUAGUGGAUGCAGUGUUUGCUAUGGCAACAGCUUUUAAUGAUGUGUUCAAGGAGAAAUGUCAGAGUUAUACAGCAAUGUGCGACGGCUUUGAAGAGUAUCUGCAGCCUAACUUUUUACAGAAAUUGAAAACUGUAGACUUCUCUUAUAGUUCACUGAACGCUUCUCAGGAACCAAAGGAACUGAUUGAGCAGGACAGAAGAAUCCAAUUUACUGCAAACGGAGACUAUGUCGCCUCAGAAUCUACGGCAUUAUACGACAUCAACGUCUUCAGAAAUGGACAGUUUGUAAAGGUUGGGGAGUUUGUCAAUCAAACACUACAAGUGAACAAUUCUUUAUUAUCCCCAUACUCAUUCUCGUCUUGUUCUCGUGUCUGCGAGAAUUGUCAGAUGAAACCAGAAAUCCCAUACCGUUAUUAUUAUGGCGGAAAUAAAAGUCAGGCUAUUAUUCUGGGAAUAUUUCCACUUCACACGAUUAACGACACGAGUACUUACAGUUGUGGAGAAUUAAACACAUGGUCUUACUUUGUCUUAGCUGUGGAGGCCUUCUUCUUUGCAGUCAAGGAAAUCAAUCAAAGGACGAGCAUGGAUUUUAGUGCUCUAGCGUUUGAUGAUUGUUACAGUCACAACAGGAUAUCACUAAUUUUAUCUCAGUUCUUGUCUGGGAAACUAAAAAUUCCAGACGGGAGAGGAAACUUUGUUGACCCUGAUAAGAUUGUCACAGUGAUUGGAGCGGCAGCUAGUGGCGUCACUGUUCCCAUGACGUUUCAAUUUACGUCAUUAGGUAUUCCAGUGAUCAGCUAUGCGUCAUCAUCGCCAGAUCUGGAUGACCGAGUCAACUAUCCGUAUUUCCUGAGGACAGUUCCCAGCGACGUGGAUCAGGCCCGAGCGAUGAUAGAAAUAGCCAAACACCUCAAAUGGCAAUACAUUGGUGGGAUUCUGUACGUGAACAACAAUUAUGGAAGUAAAGGGAAGGAACUCUUGAAGCAGUAUGCCAAUGAGAGUGACAUUUGUAUUGGCAAAGCUAUUGAGAUUGAAGAAGGCGAGGAUAACUUGUUUGAUGUGAUCGAUGAAAUGAAGAGAACCGGUUCUGAUGUGUUUCUGUAUUUUGGUACGGAUGUCCGUUUAAAGUCGUUGUUGGAGAAGAUGAAGAAAGACAACUAUAACAGUGUUGUGUUCCUGGCGAGUGAAGACUGGGGCGAGAGACAAGAUAUUCUAGAUGAGUUUGGGGAUUUUGUGAAGGGUUCAAUCACGUCCAAGUUCGAGACUAGGUCGACCGUGGAUGGUUUCGGUUCUUAUUUAGCCUCUCUCAAACCGAAUGUUGAGGCUAGUAAUGACUGGUUCAGGGACUUCUGGGCCAACUUUUUCAAUUGCAAUCCUCCUGGGAUGUUUGACAAGACUAAGGACGUCGAUUGUCCCGAUGACAAGAAAUUCACCGAUACAAAUCUGAACACAUUCCUGAAAAAUCAGCGCAUUGUACACGUCAUGAACGCUGUCUACGCCGUGGGAACUGCUAUGGAAAAAGUGAAGGAUAAACUAUGUAUGGGAGUAAGUUUCCCGUGUAAAAACAUAAAAGGUCACGUAGAUGAGGUAGUUACCGAGAUCCAGAAUGUAGAAUUAACAGUAGCUGGGUCGGCCUUCUCUGUGUUCAACUCCAGACGGAAUGGAAAUGUAGGAUUCCAGAUUCUCAACAUACAGAAGAACGACAUCAAAUCCUACCAGUACAGACAGGUUGGUGAGUACCGAAAUGACCAACUGACCCUGACUUCCGGUUUCCGGUUUUACAACAUCAGCGGCAAUCCAAGGGCGAUAAGAGCUGGUUGUACGGCGGACACAUGCUCACACUGUGUGCUCUCCUCUGCGAAAGUGACCACUAAUGCGCCACUAGUGACCACAGAGACUGAACCAGAAGCGUUCCGAAUGGCCGAGAUCAUUCUUAUCAUCUUAAUCGGCACUUUGCUCGUUCUUUUCAUUUUAUCACUGAUUGUCAUAACCAGAUACUUCAAAAGCAAAAUGAAAGAUUUACGGAUACGUGUCUUGGAAAAUAAGCCAAAAGUUAUGUAUGUCAACGAAGACCGUUUUUCUGUGUCCAACCCAAUACAAAGCGGAAAUGGAAUCACUUUUCAAAAUCCAGGUCAUUCCAAUGGCUCUGUUAUCCCCAGUAACGACGGAUCCUCGGGGCUGCGAGGUCAUGAUAAUCAGGCAUUUCUCCGAGAAAGUUACAAUCACCUAGCUGACGGGUCCGGGAAUUCACCCCGAGUCAAUCGCUUGGACUACUCCCCACUCUCACAGUACCCCCCAGGCGUUAACCCUGAUAUGUUAGACCAAAGUGCCGGAAGAGGGCGAACAAAACGACCGAGUGAAAGCCAGGAAUUUCGUCCUGAAUUACCCCCGAGAGAUCACCCGCCGCCACGGAAAUACAACAGCAGUUCCUCUCUCGACAGCGGGGGAGCGAACACCCCAACUGUCCCUAAAAUGGGGAUCACACGCUCAAUGUUGGUCAAUGGACAGACUUCCAAUGACAGUGGAACGCCGUCACCUACAGGACCAAAGACAGGGCGCAUGCUCCCUUAUAUUGACCCAGUUACACAAACUGUGUCACCUUUAGCUUCACCCACUCAUUCUUCUUCAUCCUCAGGUCAAAGACCUAUCUCCUCUCCACCGCGGGGAAUAUUAAGGACUGUGUCGCCCUCCGACCAAAUUCUUUCUCAAAGUUCUCCAGGUGGAGUUCAUCGAAAAGCAGCGACAGCAGGAAUUCAUUCGCAUAAUGGGAGUGUUUCGCCGGAAGAGAUUUCCGCCGAAUUCCCGCCACCUCCAGAUUUUACACAAUUGACACAAGCUUCCGUGCCUCAAACAGCCAAAAUAAAGGCGCGGAUCAGCAGUAAUAGGUCCGCCGAGGAAGCCGCCAGAAUAUCAAGAGUUUAAAUUUAUAUAUAUAUAUAUAUAUAUAUAUAUAUAUAUAU